Cuculus canorus (common cuckoo) is the source of this 1578-nucleotide messenger RNA. It is a transcript of the gene NDUFA10, whose product is annotated as NADH:ubiquinone oxidoreductase subunit A10. The coding region runs from base 84 to 1148 and encodes 354 amino acids. Gene Ontology annotation, cellular component: cytoplasm. The record is from RefSeq and is a predicted model, not a curated record. Lineage: Eukaryota; Metazoa; Chordata; Aves; Cuculiformes; Cuculidae. Gene Ontology annotation, biological process: mitochondrial electron transport, NADH to ubiquinone. The transcript has 10 exons.
CCACGAGUUGGGGCGCGCCGCACGCUUCCCCCUCCACCCCCCCGACGUCAUCUUUCCGCGCCCGCCGUAGCCGCGGCGCCGCCAUGUCGGUGUGGCUGAGCCGGCUGGGCCGGGUCGCGGCCCGGGGCCGCCUAGGCAGAGCCGCGGUGCCGGCGGCAAGGAUUCAUGUCAGCCCUGAACAGAACCUUGAGUAUGGGUGGCUGGCUUAUAUGCUGGGAGACAGAGCUACAAAAAAGUUCACUAACAACAGCAAAGUCUUUACGGUGGAGGGAAACUUAGCUUCUGGGAAGGGCAAGCUUGCGCAACAAAUAGCAGAAAAACUAGGAAUGAAAUAUUUCCCAGAAGCAGACAUCCAUUACAUAGACAGGAAGACUGGAGAUGGGACGUUGCUGCAUGAGAAAUUUAAUGGUUUCUGUAACCUGGAAAGAUUUUACAAUGACCCAAAAUGCUCUGAUGGACACUCUUACCGAAUGCAAGCUUGGCUGUUUGGUAACCGCGUUUUACAGUAUGCUGAUGCCUUGGAGCAUCUGCUGGCCACAGGACAAGGUGUGGUGAUGGAGCGCUCUCCCUACAGCGACUUUGUGUUUCUGGAUGCAAUGUUCAAACAAGGCUACGUCCACAAGCGAUGUCUUGAUCACUACAAGGAGAUCAAAGAGAUCAGUAUCUCUGAGUUCCUGCCGCCUCACUUGGUCAUUUAUAUUGAUGUACCUGUCCCGGAUGUGCAGAAGAGGAUUCAAGAGAAAGGCGAGCCAUAUGAGAAAAAGGUGUCUCCUUCUUAUCUUCAGCACAUCGAGGAUGCUUACAAGAAAACCUUCUUACCAGAGAUCAGUGAGUCCUGUGAAAUUCUGCAGUACACGGCGACUGAGGCGGAGGAUGUGGAGAAGGUAAUCGAAGACAUUGAGUACCUGAAGUUUGACAAGGGGCCAUGGCUGGAGCAGGAUGACGUUUCUUUGCAUCAUUUGAGACUUUAUGUGCAGGAAAAAGAUGGAGUGGUGGAUCCGACAGCCAUCCCUCUCUUCAUUCCAGAAAUCACAAUUGGAGGCACUGAAUAUGAUAAAAUCUAUUAUGAGUAUCGAUCGCUUCCUGGUCGCAAUUUUAGGACAGGCUACAAUGCUGAUGUUGGUGACAAGUGGAUCUGGCUGAAGUGAGUCCUGUUCCUUUGGGAGCCCUAACCACGAUGGACCACAGAACUUGAGUGAAGAAGAAGCCAAGUCAGCGUGCCUGCUCGGCGUCGGUUGUGUAGCAUGAAUAAAAUGCUGGUGAAACCAUUGAAGAGGAACAGGCUCUUAGAAGGGAAAUCACUUUGUUUUGGUUUGUUCUUCCCUGAUGAAUUCAGGUUGCUUUGUCUCUGGAUGUCAGACUGUCAUUGUGUGAUAGCAAAGUUGUCUGGUAUUACAGGGGCAGGUUUAAGAUCAAUGCUGAACUUUCUCUUCAUUAAGACUGUGGCAUAGUAUUAUACAGGAUUAUUGUUGUUUUGCUGAAUCAAGAGAAAUUAAACCUGUAUCCUCCUGGCUCUCACAAUGUUAAUUUCUCGCUCUGUUGUGCGUGGUAUUUUAUUAGGUUCAUUAGCAGAGUGCA